This is a messenger RNA of Cydia pomonella (codling moth), 1203 nucleotides long. RefSeq lists its product as uncharacterized. NCBI's taxonomy places the organism in Eukaryota, Metazoa, Arthropoda, Insecta, Lepidoptera, Tortricidae. The record is from RefSeq and is a predicted model, not a curated record. The transcript has 4 exons. The coding region runs from base 1 to 1203 and encodes 400 amino acids.
AUGACUACACGCAAGGAUGUCUUGGUGGCUAAAGUGCAACAAUUACAAAAAGACCUCAAAGAAGCCGCUGUGUUGAAUACAAAACUCCUCCAAGAGCAGGAAGAGAGUGAACAGGAAUUUGAGCGUGUUGUUCGAACAAAUACAACUCUCAAAAGUCAGCUUGCAAAUCAGGAUAUUGAAUUUGAGGACAUGCAAGGGCAGCGGGAUGAACUUCAGGCUGCUGUUGACCGGUUCCAGCAAUGCCAGGAGAUACACGAGCAGGCAUUGCAACGCAUUCAGGACCUGGAACAACAGCUGGAGGAGUCAGAGUCAAAAAAUAUUUGCAAGUAUUGCUCCGGCCAGUCCGGACCGCCUAACAAUAAUUUAAGUAUUUUUGCUGAAUUUAAUAGUUUUGAACUAGAUUUAGAUAAUGAAAACACAGAACCGGGCAGCGGCUACCCUCUGCGCAUGGACUCGCCGCGGCCUCCAACGCGCCCCGUGGCACCGGAGUCGCCCGCGCUGCGCGCCGUCCUGGCCGCACCGUGCUCGCCAGCGCUGCGCGCCCUCUUCGCCUCGCGCGCUUCCCUCGCACCCGAGCUGCGCCGCAGUCCCGAGCCUGCCCCCAGCCCCGUGGACACGACGCCACUGCAGCCAUCAUCACCGCCGAGCCUUAUUGAGCGGGCGUGCCUUGUCGAGCUGGCUCCGUCGCCGCCGAGCCUUGUCAAGCUGGCUUUGUCGCUGCUGACCUAUGUCGAGCUAGCUCCGACGCCGCUGCCCUUCGUGGAGCCGGCGGCCUCGCCGCCGAGCCUCGUGGUGCCGGCGGCCCCGCCGCCGAGCCUCGUGGUGCCGGCGGCCCCGCCGCCGAGCCUCGUGGAGCCGGCGGCCCCGCCGCCGAGCCUCGUGCCGGCGGCCCCGCCGCCGAGCCUCGUGGAGCCGGCGGCCCCGCCGCCGAGCCUCGUGGAGCCGGCGGCCCCGCCGCCGAGCCUCGUGGAGCCGUGCCCCCCGGCAGGCCGCGCGCCCGCGCCGUCCGCCCCGGCUCGGGCGCCGCCCUCGCGCCGCGCCCCGAGCCCGCGCGGCGGCCCCCGCCGCACCAUCCUAUACUCUGACGAGGUGGGCUCCGGCCUUGGCGCGCUGCUGGCGGAGCGCUUGUCGCAGGGCGUCCUCAACAACUGUCACCCGGGGACCUCCGCCGAUCGACUGAUAGAAUGUAUUUCUACAGGAUAA